GCGCGGGCGGGCGCGGAUCGCGGUGGCGGCGGCGGCGGCGGCGGCGGCGGCGGCGGGGAUGGCUUUCGAGGCGCUGGCGGAGGCGGCGGAGCGGUGGUGCGCCCGCACGCCCUUCCAGCUCAUCGCCGCCGAGGAGACGGAGCGGCGCAUGGACUUCUACGCCGAGCCCGGCGUAUCCUUCUACGUGCUCUGCCCGGAGGCCGCCUGCGGCGACAAUUUCCACGUGUGGAGCGAAAGUGAGGACUGCUUACCUUUUCUGCAGCUUGCACAGGAUUACAUCUCCUCCUGUGGGAAGAAGACACUCCAUGAAAUACUGGAAAAAGUCUUCAAAUCCUUCAGACCCUUACUUGGGCUUCCAGAUGUUGAUGAUGAUGCAUUUGAAGAAUAUAAUGCAGACGCGGAAGAAGAGGAACCAGAAGCCGAUCACCAACAGAUGGGUGUCAGUCAGCAGUGAUUUUCUGAGAAGCUAAAAAAAUUUGGAAGCCUUUGGUACCAGGGGGGAUGCUGGCACAGCCAGCCCUGGAGGAACAGCGGCAUGGACCUCGGGCCAGCAGAUUGCAGCUCAAGGCAAAGGGAAAGAGCCAAGGAGGAGAUGUCUGGGAGGUCACAGACCCCACCUCAAAGAGGACUGUGGUUCAGGAGCUGGUGACCUACCUGAGGCAAGGAAAGGGAACGGUAAAGAGGAGAUACAAGAAGACUGAGACCAGGAAGAGGGCAUCAUAGCAAGGGGACUGGUGGAGAAGGGGAUCGGUCUGAUCUGCUAUGGGACUGGAGAAGCCCUUGUCACAGCUGAGUGCAGCCUGGCUUGGCCAGACCAGGCAACAGAAAUGGACAUGGGGACACAGCAGCAUCUGAUGGAAAACAUGCAGGCAAACAUGGCUGUAGCAAGUGCCUCUGAGUGGCAAUCACUGCACCUCUUCUUCCCCCUCACCAUCCCCCAGCGAGAUGCUCUGCGCCUGGUCCUGCAUCAGCCACCAUGGGCUCCAGGAGCUGCAGCCCACCCCUGACCCACUCCCCUGUCACUCAGCUUCUGCCUUUGCAAAAGAGAGCAUUGGCAGGGCCCCAAAUCCUUGUGACUAAGCACCAGCCUGCUGCCAUGGUGCUCCACACCCAGCCAGCCAGCACACCGAACAGAAAGGGCUAUUUGCUGCUGUGUGAAGCACUGUGCAGCUCUGUGGCUCAAGUCCCCUGUACCCUUGGCACAGCUUGUCACCAUGUCCAUUUGCACAGUUCACAAACUUGUACAUGUUAUUACACCAUUAGAGCUUUCACCACCAACUGUUCUUUCAGAACAAUAAAAAUGAUAUUGUCCUUCCUAACAAAGUUUCUUUCCUCCCACUGGCCCUCCAGCAGGGUUUGUACAAUGCAUGGCAAGCCUUGCCCAUAGACAAGGGACCUGCCCAGGCCUGCAGGUCCCUGUGCUCUCCCAGGCUGACGCCUGAGAAUUAAUGGGACGAUGAUGCUGAGAGUUAAUACAACCAAAGCAAAGUGACCAAAUGCUGCCAUUCAGUCACCUGCAGUGGCCUGACACAUGCUGUUGUAUCAGACAUUUAGGCACACAAGUAAAUUACAUAGAAGACAUGAGUAACCUGUUUCUGACUGCUACCACUGAAGCCAGCACGUCCAAUGGGCAGCUCACACAGUCUUGCAGGUCCCUGAAUCUCUGCCCUCCUUUGCCUUUGCAGCUGCUGCUUGGCAGAGUAAAGCUUCCAGUCAGUGCCUGUCUCCUACCCUUCUUUUCUCAAAAUGCAUGCACCACUCUUAUCCAGCAGCAGUACUUAAAUAGUGUCAAUCUGCAAUCCCAAUAUCCCAUAAAAUGAUUUGUUAGCCAUGAUAACAGAGGAGAAGAGCUUCCAAGGCGAAGGGGAAGACUGUUGAUAUCACCAAAGUCUGUAUUAGCUAUGCUGACAAAUGAGCUUUUUACAUUAAAGAAAACAGAGGAGAAUUCCUGAAAAAUUUCAAGCAGCCUGAAUGUCUCCAGUCAAGCUCAUUUUGCCUUGUUAAACUUACACUAGAGCACAAUGAAGAAAUUGCUGUCUCUAUAGGUGACCACUGAGGGACAGUGUGGAGUGCAGCUAAGAGGAAUGGGGAUGCCCUGUGGUGCUCCCAUGAAGUCCUAACCAUCAGUAACCACUACUGCUGAUGACCAGUGAGUCUUACAACAUGUAGUAGCAGCAGAGUACACAACCAUUACUCACCUGUCCAGCAGCCAGCCUGCAAAGAUGAAGUUGGCUGGCACUGGCCAUUUGUAGCCAGACCUGUGGGUUUCAUGACAGUGGUGGCCACAUGCUUCUGAAUGGACAACCACACUCUCAGAGUUACGUGGUCUGCUGUCACCUCCACUGUCAACCCCAAGAACUGGUCACAGUUCACAGCCUCCCUGAUGGACAGCGCAGCCCCUCCUAGCCAAGGUGGGCAUUUUUCCAUGAAGCCUCCUUUGAAAGGUCCUCUGUCUUCCCUUGUCUCAGCUGCAGUUGCUACUACUGCUACAGAAAGAUGUAGCCAACAGAGGCUGGCAGAGCAGGCAUGUGGCUCACCAAGCCACAGCCAGACAGAAGAGCAGGACAAACAUAUCAGCAGGAGCCACUGCCUGCUAACAGAAAGUAGCAAUGUUGCACAUGGAGCUGUCUUGGCCACAGCAGCACAUCAGGAGUUUGCAAAGUCCCCGCAGUCCCUGAGAAGCAGGAGAACAUGGGAAGCUAAACAGGGCUUGUGGAGUUUGACUUGCCAGAUGUGCAAUGUGGACCCUCCUGGCUAUUUUCUCUUUCAUAUCCUAUUGGUACCAUAUGAAAGUCUCCAUGUGAAUUAGGCCUGACUCACCCAUGGAAGAAAAUCCUACGUGGGGAGGAAACAAUUUGAUCCAGUGACUGGUUCUAUGUGGAAGCAGCAAAAGCCUGGUUUAAUUUCCCUCCUCUGCUGUGACUGUUUGCAUUCCUUCAACACCAUGUGAAGUAUUCUUGCAUUCACACCAUGAGGGUUACCUCAGAAGUGCAAGUACCUUCUUUAUUUCUGAAAGUAAAGAAAUACAUGUUUGGUAGCAAAGUACAGGGAGUGGAAGUAUCCCAGGUCUGCAGGUGGGCUGUUGCUGGGGACACCCGCUGGGUCUGCAUCCCCUGGGAAUAUGCUGGGCAGGACAAGCUUAAUUCCUUUGCAGUGGCUCUGACCCCCUGGCAAGUUAGCACUCAGGGUAUUAAGUAGUACCGCUGGGUUUGUUUACUGAUAAACUUGCUAAGAUGCAAAAUCUGUGUGAAAAGACAGCACGUGGUUAAAGCUGAUUUUACUGACAUAGCUCAGUGGUUACAAGAAUCUCAUAAAAGAGCAAAAUCCCAGUCUCCUCUUCAGCUUAAUCAGUGAAUCUGAGAGCUGAUUUUCAUCCAGCUCCUGCUCUUUUUGUCCGUCUAACCAAUUGCUUUAUAGCUGCAUAGAGAACUCUUAAAGAUGUUCUGGCGAAGCCUUUUCCUUCUGUCUUCAGGGUUUGCUGGGUCAUGGAGUCCCCUGGCAUGUGUACAUGACUGCCAGAGGUGCCUCGGAGGGCAGAUGGCAGGGGUGCACCUUGAAUGACCUGGCUCUGAUGCAGGAGGACUGGACAGCCUGCCUCAGAGCCUGGGCAAAGUCUUGGGCGAGAAGCCACGUACUGACCAAAGCCUGCUGGAGCCAGCACCUGGGCAUGCCGCUGCGGAGGCAGAGCUCACCGACAGCUCUGUGAGCCGAUGUCAGUGCGGAGGUGGCACAGACAUGCGCUGUGUGCCAAGGCAGGCACCCCGGCAUGACUCCGCAUCCUCCGGCUCGCCUGCUCUCUCCUAUGCCAGUGUAGGAAGUUUUCUCCCCAGCCCUGCCCUAAUCACUCAUUCCUGGCCUCCGGCCACGGUUUGCUGCUCCUGGUGCUUCUGGUAGAACUGCACCGUGACAUGAGCUGGGUUAAAAACCAGCAAGGGCAACCAGGUUUCUGGUUUGUUCUGAAGGGCUGUUUUAAACCUCAGUCAUGUUAGCAGCUCAUUUACAGUUGCUUCAACUUGGGGAUCAGGGGACAAGCGGACAGGGAUGGGGACAGGAUGGGUGGGAACAUCUUCAGUUGGCUUUGCUGCCAAAGCUGGCGAAGCAACAUCCCUACACCUCAGCCUCGCUAGAAGCUCUCUCUACUCUUCCUGGGCUUCUAUCACUUUUCUGGCAGAUUCCUACAUUGCUUGAAGGAGUUGUAUUUCCCUUUAGGGAGUAAAUGGUUCACGUAGUUUGGCAUUUAUUCUGUCACGGCAUAUGUGGGACUACCAUUAACAUUAACAGGAAUGUCACAUCCAUCCAGAAGAGAAUAAUCUGUUUAAUGGCUAAAUAGGAAAGCUAUGUACAUUAAAUUUCAGGCCGCUAGUCAGCUUUGUGAUGUAGUUUUCCCUUUGAUAAAAUUGAGACUUAUUUCAAAACAGGAAAUUACUUUUUCCCUCUUUUUAUUCAAUGGGUGCCACAAAUACAAACCCACCCCUUGACAACCCAUAGAGGUCUCCGCUGUAAGUGAUGUAUUUAUAGGAGAGGACAUGUCAUAGAUGCCUUAAUGUAACACCAGCUUCUGGCUUUGUUGGACUGAUGGCUUCUGAAGUGACAGAUAGCCUGGGACUUUUGUCUCAGCUCACACCCUGUGCCAAUCCAUGAACAGCUUUUACAGGCUGAACUUAAGCAUUCGAAGUUUCUCCACUGGAAAGCAGGAAAGCAAGGUGAUUUGAAAGAAUGCUGAAAAAAAUCAGGUGGAUGAUAGGUACUUGAUUUGUAGAGGUAUAAAUUACCACCAAGAAUUUAGCUGUUCUCAAGAAGAGAGUAAAAUCUGGCUGCAUUUCAUCAGAAAAUUCAGAUCAGUUGUACUUAAGCCCAUGCUAUUCUUUCAAUAAUUAAAGUUCUGGCUACAAAUUUGCAUAAAUAAGCAUAAAAGUUCUUUGUUAUGGAUUUUAAUAAAUGAAAUGGAAAUACAGCUAGAGAAAAUGGGACCUAGGGAAAAGAGUCACUGGGGAUCAGACAGCAGUGAGGCUUGGGACUAUCAUUUGAACUGCUGCCUUCUCUGUUACACAUUCAGCUCUUCAGUAGAUAUAUAGCAGUUGCUUUUUUUCAGUAUUUAGAGUGCAUAUACCACUGCACUGCCAAAACAGAUUUUGAAGAGUGUGUGCAAUAGGCAACCCAGCAUGCACAGCAGCAGCAUUAGCAGACAAUAGCACCUGGAUGGCAUGCACAUUUCUGGAUGCAGUCCAGCUCAAGCGGGACUUCAUUCUGCAUUUGGCCAUUCAUUUCUCUCCAGCCCUGCUCUCUCAGUUGUGCCAGUGAGACUAUUUGUCAGGACCCACAAUGAACAGGACUGGAGACUUGAUUUGUAUUAAAAACAACCUCCAAUACAGACAAGGUUAUUUCUAACCCAGGCUGGUUCACCUUUUGGCCCCAAAUCAGGAGCUGAUGGAACAAGGGGAUGUUUCUAAGGGGCAAUGAAUAGCAAGGGAAGAAGCCACUGCUGAAAGAAAUGUGAGUCAAAUGACUACCUAAGACGAUGAUCUGUCAGUCCUCCUGUAUGUGCUUCACUGCUGUUUGUUUAUGGACAAGGAUGUUUGUCCUGAGUUGUGGCUAACCCUGAACUGCAGGUGGAGGUUACACACAAACAACAAUGAAUGUUUAAGUACUUGAAUUCACAACUGUGUUAAUUAAGGAAUAUUAAGGUAUUCUUAAAAGUCCAAGAACUGAAUUGAAGCUCCUUUCGGUUGUCUCAAGGUCACAAAAGGACCUGGAAAAAUCAGGACAAAGUGUGUUUCCUUCCCUACAAAUUCCCACAUUGCCAUCCCUGCCAUUCCCACUGGAUAAGCUCUUCUCCCAUUGCUGGCCACCAAGCAGUUCUCAGCUG
This is a messenger RNA of Harpia harpyja (harpy eagle), 5866 nucleotides long. It is a transcript of the gene MTURN, whose product is annotated as maturin, neural progenitor differentiation regulator homolog. The transcript is spliced from 4 exons. Lineage: Eukaryota; Metazoa; Chordata; Aves; Accipitriformes; Accipitridae. Gene Ontology annotation, biological process: regulation of signaling; positive regulation of megakaryocyte differentiation. Gene Ontology annotation, cellular component: cytoplasm. The record is from RefSeq and is a predicted model, not a curated record. The coding region runs from base 59 to 454 and encodes 131 amino acids.